Molecule: messenger RNA, 489 nt
Organism: Guillardia theta CCMP2712
Lineage: Eukaryota; Cryptophyceae; Pyrenomonadales; Geminigeraceae
Exons: 4
Coding region: 1-489 (162 amino acids)
Molecular function (GO): protein binding
Source: RefSeq, a predicted model, not a curated record
AUGGGUGCCGCCGAGAGCCAUGAUGCGCCUGAGAGCAGCGACUCCUUGCUCAACCUGAGCUGCUGCGAGACGAGACACAAGAAGAGAGGUCCUCUGCACGAGUCAAGGCCUCUCUCCUCGCCGUGCGGAAUCGGGAUGGGGCUCGACUCGCAGAUGCUGGCUGAAGGACGGGGAGCGGUAGUCAUCUGCCUGGCAAAGGACGGGCCAGCGGAGAGAGACGGUAAGGUGCAGAUAGGAGACUCGAUCCUCUUCGUCGACGACCUCGACCUGCGCGAGCUCAUGAACAAUUCCGGUAAGAUGAGCUUCUCCGGUGACAUCCCGAGCCUGCUGGCUCGCGCUCUGCUGGGAGAAGAAGGAUCGACGGUGAGGCUCGGGAUCUCCAGGAAGGGAGAGCCAGGGAUCUUGUACAGGGAGGUUAGGAGAGAACAUCUGAAGCCAAGGAGCCAGUGGCUGAGCGCCCACUCAAAUGCAUCGAGGAGCAUGGAGUAA